GCCAGUGAUCAAACUAGCGCCGACCACCGAGGACCAUACCGCGCCUCGCGACCCCGAACCACCGCGACCUACGCAGUCAUUCGGAUUUAAUUGUACUUCGUCCCGUACGCAGUGUGCACACGUGUGCCUGGUCUGAGAAUCGCUUCUUAAUUGAGUGGAGCGGCUUAUUAUCGACCGCAAUUGCCGCCACGCGCGCCGCCGCCACCAACCACCAACCACCACCACCAAACACCACCACCACCAACCACUACCAGCACCGGGUCCACCAGGGGGCAGCAGGCCGAGGGGGCCAGAGGAAUAAAAUGUCGAGUGGAAACCAGCGUUCCACGGACCAGGACACUCACAGAAUGCUCAAGAUGCUCAACAGCCUGGCCAGCUACCUGCUCGGUUACCCGGGCUCUGCGGCGGCGCCUGCGCCAGGCGCCGCGCCUGAGGGCGAUGCGACCAUCACCGCCCAUGUCCCUACCGCGUCCUUGCCCGGCGUGGACGUCCGACUGAGCGCCGUGGAGGCGGACGACGACUGGCUCCUCGUCGACAAGACCGAUGACGAGGUUUGCGCCGAGGGUGCGCCCUCGACCUCCCCGGCGGUCACCGUUCCGGCGGCGGCCGCGGCGGCUAGGCUCACCCUGGCCGUGAGCACCACGUCGUACCACUGGCCCGACAGCGAAGAGGGUGCAAGCUCGGGGGCGGCGCUCGGAGCUCCGGGCCCGCUCGAGGAGUCCUGGUUUGUGACUCCUCCCCCGUGCUUCACCUCUGGCUCCGUGCCUCUGGAAACCUCUCCGCUGGAGAACCUGCUCAUCGAGCACCCGAGCAUGUCGGUGUACCACCGGUCCGCCGCCCCCCAGGCGCCCGCCACCCCCCUGUCUAGCUCCGUGGGGGCUUCCCCUCCGCCCCGAUCACCCCAGGGCAGGGCCAACAUGAGGAAGCUCAACCGCCCGGCCGCCUCCCUGGGCGCCUCCAAGCAGGUUGCCUCGGCCGACACCUCCGCCCCACCAAGAACCGCCUCCCUCUCCCCGUCGGCGACCCCCGCCGCUCCGGUCGAAAGACGGGCGGCCGCGUCGGCGUCCUCCCCCACCAGGUCGAGCAGCCCGAACCCCUCCCAAACCACGGCGGUCCAGGCCUCGCCCAGAAGGCCCAACGCCUUCUCUCCCUAUCAGCAGCAACAGCAAUCCAUCCAGUACCGAACUGCACAAAAGCUGGUACAACGGGCUGCCUGCCAGCAGCUCAAGCGCGACUCCCUGGAGCGCAACAACAAGGCUCGUGAAAUUCGCUCGUCUCGCAACAAGCGACAGCGCCGCAGUGACCAUAUGCAGCACGGGCGCCACUCUGGGGCCAACAACAACCGCAAGUGCUAGCGCCUUGCAAGCCAUUGAUCUCAUCACCACAACCACCGAGUGUACGUAAGAAUGUUGCCUCAAGUAGCAAAGACACUGAUCGCCAAUGAAACGACCAUGGUUACUAUCUCCUUUUACUAAAGGUCCAGGCUAACAUAAUGUGAUUAUUUAAAGUAAGUAUGUGUUCUAGUCUCGAGUACAAACAAAUAACCAUGAUGAAAUUUACAUGAUACACAUCCACUUCUCUUUUUUGAUUAAACAAAUUUGAAGAGGAACAAAAGUGGUUUUGUCAGAAAGAUCAGUGCUUUGCUAUUUGUUACAAACUUUAAAGGGCAGAUGAAAGAUAAAAAUUUCAUUAAGUUUUAAAAUAACAAAAAAAAGAAACUAUUGUUUGUGUCAUCACAUGAUUAGAUGAGUUAAAUACAUUUACUUGUUGAUGACAAGGAAAGUGCUUGAUCACACUGAAAAUCAAGUGUAUGGUCAAAAAAAUACUGUUUUCAAGUGAUCAGUUUGAGGAGAGGGCAGGCUCAAAAUUGUCUUCUUUUUCUUUUCUUUUCUUUUUUGAAAUCUUUUGUAACUUGUGAGAAAGUGAGAGAUCUAUAACUUGCAUUGGUGACAUUGCAGGAACUAUGAUGUCUUACAAUUUUCAAUCUCUAUAUUAGACAUUUUACAAAGUGAUUUCCGAUUGACACGUGAGACACUUGCAAUUUACUGUUCUUGACCUACAUACAUGAGAGUCAAUGAUAUUUUUAGAAGAGGUGUUUAAACUCGUUUGGAAUACUUUUCUUUUCUUUUUUAAAUAUUUGAAUCCAUGUCAAUCUCUAUCAUACUGAGAAUCUUAGAAGAUGAAGUACGAGAUGAGUAGAAACAAAAAUUUUGAAUUCCCCGGGACGCUCACUGAACAUAUAAUAGGACUAGCACUUAGUUGUAAGACACUAGCUAACUGCUUAGCCUGUAGCCACUUACUCACAUGCUACUUGUCACAUCAAUUUUUUAUUAUUUCAAUAGCAUGGGUGGGUAGCUUGAGCGUUUCACAAUCUUUCUCACAUUAAUUCAAUGUUCAUUUACUAGAAAAAAAUAUAAAAAUAAAAUCUAACCAUUGACUUCAGACAAUGAAGUUGUCAUGAGUUGGUUUAACACCAAACUGGCAGCCUUUGUCAAUUAAUGUGAAGACAUCUUUAGGCCUCGCAAUUCUUCCACUUUCCUUUCUUAUUUUAUGCAACAUUGUAGUGUUCUACAAUAAGAGCUUUCAACUACUCUUUCUCCACCCUUUUGCUUCUCAAGUACACUUGAUAGUGCUUGUGUAACCUCCUGCCUCAUAUGAGGAGUAUUUAUCUUUUUUCUUGUUUUGGUGUUUAUAAGAGAUACUGCAUGAAAAGCAGUGCUAUUUUUUAAUAUGAGUUACGUAGAAAUUAUUUUAUAGUUUUUAAGUUUGCUUUGAUAUACUUGUUUUGUUUUUUAAUUCAUUUAAAACGCUGGGUACCCAAUAUAGUAAGUCACUGAAAACUGGCUCCCUGUAACAGUAAUAGGCUGCUAUUAUGCCCACCUGAAAGGAGAAUAGAAUAAUGUAUAAAAAUGCAAGUUUCAAGAUUUCAGUUUCAAACAUUUAUACCUUCAGUAUUGAAAAAUGAAUCAAAGAGCUUUUUUUAAAGGCCUUGCUGAUAAAUAAUGUAGAUUACUUAGGUCUUCAUCUCCUUGCCCAGCAACAGCCAAAAGCCAAAAUACUAGAUCUAGCCUAGCCUGGUUUGUGAUAUCAUUAACUGUCAUUGUAAUUAGCUUUCACAAAGUCCUUCAAAUCAAUGAAGGAUUGUGUCAUCUCAUUAUGUUUUAUAUAGAUUUAAGCACACCAUUAAUUGUGAGAACUUUUAUAAAUUGAUACUGUGACGAGUAACUAUUUUAAAAAGUUGAGAUACCAAAUCUUGCUGUAUAGAAAACUGUCAAGCUGGAGAGUUACAUUCAAAAUCACAGGCAGCAUAUAGGAACACCACAGACCCCCACUGCUGAUCGCUUAUGUUAUUACAUUUGUAAAAUAUUAAGUCGUAGUACUUAACAAAAUAGUCUGAAAAAUAUCAUCAAGUCUCGCAUUGAUUGGUUGAUUCAAGUCCACGUGUGCACAUGUGGUUUUGAAUAGUAUUUUCUCUGGCGCAAAAUGAUUUAUAAGCUCUAUGAGCCUUGACCUUCUGUACAGGGAGUGAAAGAAUGCAAGAAUGCAUUGUGUGAAAGUAAUGAAAACAGAGGCAUAAGAUGAAAGCGUAGAAACCAUGCAGAUUACUGCUUACAUCGUGAUUUUUUUUUCAUAACUGGGUACUUAGGACAAAAUGUGAAAAAAAAUGUCUAAGAAGAAAGAAAUACCAUUUAGUUCAUGAAUAGGACAUGAAUAGGUGUUAGCCUCUGUAGAUGAGUGAAUGUGCUGUGUUGAUAUUAAGGUGCAUGUAAAUGUUAAGUCCUUUUUAAAUCUAUCACUGUGCAAAGGCUAUGAUUCAGAAGUUUAUCUGCAUAUACCCCUAAAACUGUUCGUUUCAUGGCAGAUGAUUUUCUUUCGAGCAUGGAAGGGUUUUAAAAAAAAAAUGUCAUGUCUUGAUCAGGCAUGAGGCGUUUUUCACUUCCACUGGAAAUGAAAGUGUGCUGUCUUUCAAAAGCAGAGCACUGAUAAAAUGAAAUUCAAAAAAACCUUCCAAAAAAACCUAAUAGUGAAUGAAUUGAAUCUAUCUCUUAUCUUAAUCCCACCCUUUUUAUUUAUUUAAAUCAUAUUCAGGAAGGUAGAAUUUCUCUUUUUCAACUUUAAAGUAAUAACAUGAUACAUACUUAACUCAGCAAAGCCUUUCUCCAUGGUCUUUUUUUUGUUUUGUUGUUGUUUCUGUUUGAGUGCUCUUUCAAUAUAUGCGUUAGCAUUAAUACUUCACGCAAAGAAGGGAGAAAACAGGUAAAGUUACUAUUUUUGCAAUAAUGUUUCAUGCACAAUGUGUGAUGGACUGAGUUUUUAUUUAUUUAUUUAUGUUGUAAGUCAAACUGUAUAGUUUUUAUUACAAUAAUACUUGCAACAAUGAGUAUAUUGCAAAUAUUCAAAUCAAUUUUCCAUUAACUUACUUGAGCUUUUCAAACAGAAAAUCAUAUACCAUUAAAAAUAUAUGUGUAUGUAAAAUGUAGACAUGUAUAGUUAUAAAUUUUGAGAUCCAGACAAGUGCUGUUUAAUAAGUUGACUUUCAACAGAGGAAGUUAAUUUAGCAUAAUCCACUUCAGCUGAGAUUUUUACUUUUCUCAUCAGGGAAUUACUGCUUUUCAAAGAGAUUUUUGUUUUCUUUUUAAGUGUGUGUAUGCGUGUGUACUUGUGUAUAUAGUGAACCGAAAAAACCCACACAUAAGAUAAAUGUAACAUAGAUAUGCCUGCACUUUGUCACCAGCCCUUAAUUUCUCUACAAGGUAAUAAUAGCCUUGUGAGGAGAGGAUAACCAUAGCGGAAGUAUUAUGUAAUGUACUAUGUUAAAAAGGAAACAAAAAUCUAGGCGGGAAUCAAAACAUAUACUUCAUAAGAGAUUAUUUGAUUGUUAGUUGAUUUUAAAUUUUUGCUCUUCAGUUUGUUUGUUCUUUCUGUAAGUAACUGCAGUGAUAACUUGAGAGAAUCCAGUCCAAUACAAUGGUACCUGUGCUCCUGUAUUUCUUCAGAUACAUGCAGUCUUUAUAAUAAGAAAUAAUUGGAAAAUAUGCAAACCAUGCAAAUGUAUCACUGACAUUCUCAUGAUGUUCUUCAUGCUCUAAAUGAGGAAAAGAUCAUAAAAAUCAUAAAACUAUCAUAAAGAAAUAAAAAUGUUGAAUAUUACUUAAA
Molecule: messenger RNA, 5157 nt
Organism: Frankliniella occidentalis (western flower thrips)
Lineage: Eukaryota; Metazoa; Arthropoda; Insecta; Thysanoptera; Thripidae
Gene: TP53INP
Product: mucin-7
Exons: 5
Coding region: 303-1355 (350 amino acids)
Biological process (GO): positive regulation of DNA-templated transcription; autophagosome assembly
Cellular component (GO): autophagosome; nucleus
Source: RefSeq, a predicted model, not a curated record